AUGCCACGCAAGAUUGAAGGCUUCUUCUUAUUGCUUCUCUUUGGCUAUGAAGCCACAUUGGGACUGUCUUCGACAGAGGAUGAGGGUGAGGACCCUUGGUACCAGAAAGCGUGCAAGUGUGAUUGCCAGGGAGGAGCCAAUGCUCUGUGGUCUGCGGGAGCCGCCUCCUUAGACUGUAUUCCAGAAUGCCCAUAUCACAAGCCCCUGGGUUUCGAGUCAGGGGAAGUCACACCAGAUCAGAUCACUUGCUCCAACCCAGAGCAGUAUGUGGGCUGGUAUUCCUCAUGGACUGCAAACAAGGCCCGGCUCAACAGUCAAGGUUUUGGGUGUGCUUGGCUUUCCAAGUAUCAGGACAGUAGCCAGUGGUUACAGAUAGAUUUGAAGGAGAUCAAGGUGAUUUCGGGGAUCCUUACCCAAGGACGCUGUGACAUAGAUGAGUGGAUGACCAAGUACAGUGUGCAAUAUAGGACUGAUGAACGCCUGAACUGGAUUUACUAUAAGGAUCAGACUGGAAACAAUCGGGUUUUCUAUGGAAACUCUGACCGGAGUUCUACAGUCCAGAACUUACUGAGGCCCCCCAUUAUUUCGCGCUUCAUCCGACUGAUCCCUCUAGGCUGGCAUGUCCGAAUUGCCAUCCGGAUGGAGCUGCUUGAGUGUGCCAGCAAGUGUGCCUGAUGCCUAGUUCAGCUCAGUCCUGCCACUUGCAGGGAAAGCUUGGGGGAGGGUCACCUUGAA
Messenger RNA from Rattus rattus (black rat), 735 nucleotides. RefSeq names its product retinoschisin 1 (gene Rs1). Lineage: Eukaryota; Metazoa; Chordata; Mammalia; Rodentia; Muridae. The transcript has 6 exons. Bases 1 to 675 code for a protein of 224 amino acids. The record is from RefSeq and is a predicted model, not a curated record.